Messenger RNA from Nannizzia gypsea CBS 118893, 1470 nucleotides. RefSeq lists its product as hypothetical. Bases 1 to 1470 code for a protein of 489 amino acids. The transcript has a single exon. Lineage: Eukaryota; Fungi; Ascomycota; Eurotiomycetes; Onygenales; Arthrodermataceae. The record is from RefSeq and is a predicted model, not a curated record.
AUGGAUCUCUCUCAGCUCCCAGACAUCAGCGACCAGCUGGUCACGCCAGCCAACCCGGCCCGCGACCCGGCAGACGGGAUGGAUGUUGCCCGCUGUGUUGCUCUACACAACUAUCUGGUUCACUAUGCCUGGGUGGCCGAGGGCCGCUCGCCAGAUACUCUGCGCCGAAAUAGCUCUACUUACUUUGCUGCCCAUGGUGCUGCUGCAGAGGCUCUACGUCCUAGACUUCACCCGUCGUUGGCGGCUUUCCUGGACGCAGCGAUAGUGCCUCUUCACGAUGACCCAAUCUCUGGGGGCUGGUUCUUCUGGGUUUCUGAAUUCAGUUACCCGCAAUAUCUCUUCGAUGAGCACUUGGCCGACCUGAAGGAUAUGCCAGCGGAUAGUGUGGUGAACCUCUAUGAAGGCGGAAUGUAUAUUGAAACCGGUGGCGGCUUGUUUUACCAUCAAGGCUCCCAUCACACCGUUUUCUUUAUGCAUAUGGAUGAGUAUGACUAUGCGUUUCCUAUUGAAGCGUAUCAGGAGCUCUGGCACCCACUUGAGACAGUGCUUUCUAACUGGAUUAACUUGAUUCUUAUUGGCAAGGUUGUGCCCUCACUUCCUGUCGAGCCUAGCUUAUUUGGCAGUGAAAAGUUCGGCUGCUGGGAGUGGCGGCCCUACAGUGACGCCCAGGUUGAUAUUUGUAUUGCUGCGUGGGACCGUCUAUGUGAGACCAUCGAGGCGCGCAUCUUACGCCGCACGGCUGGCAAUGCGGUUAAUAAUGACGAUUGUAAUAAUAAAUGCCAUAAUUCAGAGCCGCCAUUGGUACCUCCGGCUGUCCUAGACGCUGCUUCAGUGCCUGACCCUGGCUUUGCGCGUGCCUUUCUGACUCGUGCACGCCGGCCUCUAUUCCACCGCAUUGCCCCAGGACUUGUGUUGCCUGCGAUGGACAAGGAGGGAUUUGCGCUACAACAACCAUACACCAGCCUGCAUCGCUCCUCACCUUACUCAAUACCGCCCAUCUGCCUUUUCCCCGCCGACGGGGAGCGUCUGGUCUACUUAACGGGCAGGACGUGCACAUUUACUGAGGAUUUUAGUCCAUUAUAUAAUUCAAACAUUCCACCUCGAGUGAAUGCUGGUGUCUACGGUGAGUCUGUUGAGCGGAAUAACUAUGACAACGCGGAGGAAGGAUUUCGGCUAUUACUUCCCUUCGGCUUCAAGAAGCGUUAUGGGGAAAGCACCGAACCAGGCGUACGGACGAGCGACGGGUCUUUUGCAGAGAGUAUGGGGAGCCUCUUUCAGCAUGGAUUCAAACCUUUUGGCGGUGACGUCAUCCGUCCCCAGAGAUUGGAAUGUCUGUUCAAUUGUUGGCGCAAGCUCAUAGACGAUGGAAUCUGGUCUGUUGGGCCAGAAGGGGUAGAAGGCACGCUUGAUACAUUCAGGGAGGCCGAUGGAGAGCUUUGGAGGCACUAUUGUAUCCCCCUCUCAUGGUAA